Molecule: messenger RNA, 6444 nt
Organism: Dictyostelium discoideum AX4
Lineage: Eukaryota; Evosea; Eumycetozoa; Dictyosteliales; Dictyosteliaceae
Gene: roco6
Exons: 1
Coding region: 1-6444 (2147 amino acids)
Cellular component (GO): cytosol; membrane
Molecular function (GO): protein serine kinase activity; protein kinase activity; protein serine/threonine kinase activity
Source: RefSeq, a predicted model, not a curated record
AUGAAUUCAAUUCAUAAACAACAUUAUACAAUAAAUAGUAAUCAUUAUAAUGAAAGUAUAAAUAUAAAUUCAUUAUUAUUAAAUGAUUUAAAUGAUGAAAAAAGGACAACAUCAACCAAUAAUAAAAGUAAUAAUAAUAGCAAUAAUAAUAAUAAUGAAACAUUAGAAGAUAUAAUUGAAUUUAAUAAUAAUAAUUGUAAUGGUGAUAUGAAAUAUUUAGAUUUAUCAAAGAGAAUGAUUUAUUCAUUAGAAUUAAUGAUGAUACCAGAGAUAGAGAAUAGAUUUCAAGGUGAUUUUAAAUCAAUAUCGAUAUUGAAUUUAAAUGAUAAUUUAUUAGGAGAGAUACCAGAAUCAUUGAAACAAUUGACACAAUUAAUAUCAUUAUCGAUCCGAGGCAAUCAUAUAUUGGAGAUACCGUUAUGGUUUCCAGAGGAAUUUAAAUUACUUAGAAAAUUGGAUGUAUCACAUAAUGCAAUCUCGUCGGUGCCAAAUACAUUUAAUAAAUUCUCAAUAUUGGAGGAUUUAAAUCUAUCAAAUAAUUAUAUCUCCUAUAUUCAUCCAUCGCUAUUUCCAGAGGGUAUAAUGAGAUUGAAUCUAUCGAAUAAUCUUUUUAGAGAGGUUGAGCUACCACCAUGGUUCGAGUCAUUGUUGACAUUGGAUAUUAGUGGUAAUAAAUUGAAACAUUUGGGUAAUUUACCAUUUCAUUUGGUUAGAGUAUCAAUAGAUGAUAAUCAUUUGGAAUCGAUUGAUCAUAAGGUGAUCCUACGUAAUAAGGAUUUAGCAUUGAAAUUUAAUCAAUCAUUUAGUGAUAUCGUUUUGGAAAGAAUUUAUCAAUGUUGGUAUACUGGUGAUCCAGUAUUGGAUUUAUCAGGAUUAGGUAUGUGUGUUGUACCACCGAUCCUAGGUAUGUUGGUACAUUUAACUCAUUUGGAUCUAUCGGGUAAUUGUAUUUCAGUGUUACCACCGGAAUUGGCAAAUUUAACAGAAUUGGUUAGAUUAGAUUUAAGUUUUAAUAUUUUAACAACAUUACCACUAUACAUUGUAUCCUAUAAGAGAUUGGAACAUUUGGAUCUACAAGGUACCCUUGAUACAUUGGUAUCACCACCACGUCGUAUAGCGGAAACUGGUAAAUUAAUUGAUAUUCAACGUUAUUUUCAUGAUUUAUUUCAGGGUGAACCAUCUUAUCGUGUUAAACUUAUGAUUGUCGGUCAAGAGAAUGUUGGUAAAACAAGUUUAGUUAAAUGUUUAAAAAUGAAAAAGAAAUUCUCUAAAAAUUCUGAUCAUUUAGGUACAAAUGUUUCAACCGAUGGUAUUGAUAUCGAUGAAAUUAAAUUUAAUUUAGAUAUUGAAUUACCUUCAAAUCCAAGUUCAAAUUCUUUAAUUUCAAAUUCAUUAUCAAAUAGUUCAAUCUCUUCUAAUAAUAUUAAUUCAAAUAAUAAUAUAAAUGUUCAUUCAAAUGGAGGAGGUAUUAAUUCAAAUGGUGUAAAUUCAAAUAGUCAAAUAAAUAUAAAUAGUAGUAGUGGUAAUAUUCAUUCAAAUGGUGGUGGUGUUGGUAAUGUUAACUCAUCAGGUGGUAUACAUAGUAAUAAUUCAUCAGGUGGUGGUGGUGGUUCAAAUAGUUUUUUAAAUAAUACAAAUUCAAAUGGUACAAAUAAUAAUAGUAGUAAUUUAAAUAUAAAUACAAAUAGUAAUAAUGUAAAUUCAAGCGGCGGCGGCAAUAAUUAUCAUCCACCAGUUGGUACAAAUACUUCAAUGAGUAAUAUUCAAGUUAUUGGAAGUUCAGGUAGUAAUUUAGGUUCAGGUAGUAAUUUAAGUAUAGGUGGUAGUAAUGGUAAUAAUAAUAAUAAUAGUGGUGGUAGUGGUACAAUGGUAAAUCAAAGAGUUACAAUGUCAAUUUGGGAUUGUGCAGGUCAAGAACUUUAUUAUACAAGUCAUCAAAUGUUUUUAACAGAUUCAGCAUUGUAUGUUGUAGUUUGGAAUCUUUGUAAACCAGAAGUUAAUAGUCGUGUUGAAUUUUGGUUACAUUCAAUUCGUUCAAAAGCAGAGAAUGCACCAAUACUUUUAAUUGGUACUCAUUUAGAUGAUUAUUUAGCAACUCAUUCCGAAUCAGAGUUGGAUGAAAUUUUAGAGAAUAUCUAUAGUAAAUAUUUUAGAAAGUUUAGAUUAAAGGGUAUUUCAAUUCUAAGUUGUUCAACUGGUGUUGGAUUCGAUAAUUUCUUGGACCUUUUGAAAAAGACCGUGGUGGAAUUACCAUCAUUAAAACAAUCUCUGCCAGAACUUUAUUUAAAACUUGAGAAAUUAAUCAUUAAAAAACGUUCAACAUUGGUACCACCAGUUUUAACUUGGCAAAGUUUCUCACAAAUGGUACUUUCAAAUUUGGAUUUUCAUGAUGAAAUUCAUGUUAAAGUUGCUACUAAAGCAUUGGUACCAUUGGGUUCAAUUUCUUUCUUUGAUGAACCAGGUCUCGAUCAAUAUGUAUUUUUAGAUCCACAAUGGUUAACAGGUGUUUUCUCUUCAAUCAUUACAACAAAACAUAAAUUCAUUAAAGAUGGUGUUUUAAAAAAAAGUGACCUUUAUCAAAUUUGGAAACCACCUCAUUUCAUUGAAGAUGAAGGUUUACAUUCACUUUUAAUUAAUUUAUUAGAAAGAUUUGAAUUAAUGUUUCCAUUAGAUAGUGAUUUAGUUUCAUUAUCUUCAAGUAAUGGUAAUAAUGGUAAUAGUUAUGUAAAUAAUAAUAAUAAUAAUAAUAAUAAUUCAAAUAAUAAUAAUAAUGGUAGUAAUAAAUCUUCACCAUUUAAAACAACACCAUCGUCACCAUCAACUUUAAGAUUAGUUGAUUCAAAAUCAAAAGGUAGUCAUAGUUCAAAUCCAAUUUUAAGUGGUAAUAAUAGUUCAUCAAAAAAUUCAACAUCAACUAAAAGAUCAAUUAGUGGUUCACCAUUACGUUCAAGAUCAAAUUCUGAUCUUGAUUUAAUUGGUGGUGGUGGUGGUUCACCAAUUAAUGGUAGUAGUAUUGAUUAUAGUUCAAAAUCAAAUACAUUAACACCAGGAUUAUUUAAUGAAUUAAAUCAAAAAUUUAUAAUUCCAUCACAAUUACCAGAGAUAAGACCAUCAUUUGGUUUACUUUGGCCAUCACUUGAUCAUUCGCGUGUUGAAUUUAAUCGUUGGAUUCAAUUAUCAUUUGCACCAGCUGGUUUAUUUAGUAGAUUAUUAAUUCGUUUAUUAAUUAGUAAAGAAUUUGAUAUGAAACCAAUUCUUUAUUGGAGAAAUGGUGUAGUUGUUGAAUCACAAUCUGGUAAAUCAUUCCUUUCAACCUCUACUGCUUUAAUUGAAAUGGUACCAAGUUAUGCAAAUUGUAGUUCAACUAUUAAAAUUAGUGUUAGAGGUGAUCGUCGUACUGGUAGAGGUUUAUCAGCAAAACUUUUAAGAUUAAUCGUUGAAAUUGCUGAUACACUUUGUACAAGUUGGUAUCAUUUAGAAACAAAUCAAGUUAUACCAUGUCCACAUUGUAUUAAUAAACCAAAUUGUACAUUAUUUUCAUUGAGUGAUUGUGAAGCAGUUGCAAGUAGUGGUGUUUGGUAUUUACUUUGUGGUGAUAGAAAAAUUAAUUUCGAAACUUUUGUACCAGAUGUUGCAAUGUCUGAUUUUUGGGGUAGUGGUAGUAAGAAAUUCAAUUAUGAUCAAAUUAAAAUGCAUAAAGAAAAAAGAAUUCUAUCAAUUAAACCUGCAUCAUUUGGUAAUAAUCAAAUUCAAUUUGAAGUUAGAGUUCCACCAUCACCACCACCACCACCAGUACAACAAAUUAUUAAUAAUGGUGCUGAUGAUAAUAUAACAACAACUACAUUGGCAGUUAAUAAUAUUAAAGUUUUAGAAAGUGGUGGAUCACAACCACCAUCACCAAGAAGUGGUAAAGAUGUUACACAUGAAUUACCAAUUAUUAAUCGUUUAGAAAUUAUUCAACCAACAAGUGAUGAAUCAUCAUUAAUUCAAGUUGAAUUUGAUCAUAAUAAUCAAACUUUAGUUAUAAGUGGUACUUAUAAAUAUGGUGAUUUAUUAGAGAUUGAAUUUGAAUCACCAAAAUUAAUUGGUAGAGGUGCAUCUGGUAAAAUUUAUCGUGCAAAUUUAAAUGAUACAAUGGUUGCAGUUAAACAAUUAGAAGUGGUUGGAGAGGAUGCACCAAGAAUUUUCUCAGAGUUUAGAAGAGAAAUUCAUGUUAUGUCUGAUCUUAAACAUUCAAACGUUGUAAAUUUAUUAGGUUUUACAUUAUCACCAUUUACAAUGGUAAUGGAAUAUAUCGAUUGUGGUGAUCUUCAUAAAUUUUUACAUUCACCUAUUGGUGAUCAACUUAAUGGUAAUUGGGCUUUAAUUUUGAAAUUGGCUUUAGAUAUUGCAAAAGGUAUGGAAUUUCUUCAUUCAGUUACACCACCAUUACUUCAUCGUGAUUUAAAGAGUCCAAAUGUUUUACUCUCAAUGAAAGAUGGUGUUUACACUGCAAAAGUUGGUGAUUUUGGUUUAUCAUCAAGAAUGUUUAUUCAAGCUUUGAAACAUAAAUUACGUAAUUUCCCAGUUGGUAAUAUUACUUGGGUUGCACCAGAAAUUUUAAGAGAAGAAGAAUAUACUGUUAAAUCCGAUGUUUAUGCAUUUGGUUUAAUUUUACAUGAACUUUUAACAAGAAAACAUCCAUAUAGAGAAUUUAAUUAUUCAAUGGUAUCUCUUCAAGAGGAUGCAAUAAAGAAUGGACUUCGUCCAACUAUUUCACCAUCUUAUACUCAAACUGUUACAGGUCAUGAAUAUUGUGGUUUAAUUCAAGAUUGUUGGGAUAGUGAUAUUGAUAGAAGACCAACUUUUAAUAAAAUUGUUAAAAGAAUUAAACAAAUUAUUGGUCGUGAUGUUAAUAAUAUUUUAAUGGUAAAUGGUGUUUCAGUUGUUAGUGGUAUUCAAUCACCAAAUUCAUUAGCUGAUAGUCAACCAUUCCAUUAUCAUCAACAACAACAACCAAGUUUAAAUUCUACAAAUCAAUUACAACAACAACAAUAUUCAUCAGUUUUAACAUCACCAAGAUCAAAUUUAUCAGAUUCAUCAAAUUCAUCACAAAAUAUUGCAAAUAAAAGUUUAAAUAAUAUUAGUGCAACAAGUUUAGGUGAUUUAGGUGGUAAUGAUGAAAAUUUAGGUGGUCAAUUACAAUAUAGUAUGCGUGUACCACAACCAGAAGCAAAAGUUAAUCAAUUAGUAUGGGAAGUCAAUUCACGUCGUGUUUGGGGUGGUUGUGAAUCUGGUGAAAUUAUAGUUUGGAAUGCAGAGAAUGGUAAUCAAAUUUUCCGUGAACAAAAAUUACAUCCAGGUCCAAUUAGAUCAUUGGCAUUGGUAAAUCAAGAAGAUAUUUGGUCAGCAGGUGGUAUUGGUCCACAACAAAGUACAAUUAGAAUUUGGAAUGCUUGGCGUUUUAAUCUUGAUGAUCAAUCUGGUACAAAAUCUGAUUUUAUCACUAAAAAAGGUAGAGGUGGUUCAACAUUUGGUAGAAAAUCUUGGAGAUUACGUUGGUUUGUCCUAUCAAGAUUUGAUAAAACCUUGAAAUACUAUAGUAAACAAACUGAUAAAGAACCAAGUUGUUCACUCAUUUUAGAGGGUGCUUGGUUAGAAGAAAUUAGUCCACCAGGUUAUAAAGUUAGUCUUCAUUUAAUUCAUCCAGAAAAAAGAACAAUGGAAAUGGAAUUUAAGAGUGAAUCUGAAAAAUCAUCUUGGCUAACUGCAAUCAAUCGUGUUAUCAAUCAAAAUAUACCACUCUAUGAAAUUGCACUUGGUAAACAAAUGACAAGUGGUAGUGAAAAUGAUUAUAUCACAAAUUUACUAUCGGUUGGUCCAAAUGUUUGGGUAUCACUUAAAGAAACACCAUCAAUUUUGGUUUAUAAUGUAAAGAGUAAAGAAUUGGUUACAAAAAUCUCUUUAAAUGAUGAUCAAUCCAGUGAUCAAUGGGGUAAAACUGGUGCUGUAAAUAUGAUGUUGGUUAAUAAUUUCGUUUGGAUAACUGGUGGUUCAAAAUUGACUCAAAUUGAUUCACAAUCUUAUCAACUCUUGGAAGUACAUGGAAAUCAUUAUUCAAAACCAAUCACCUCAAUGGCAUUGGUUGAAAAAAAUGUUUGGAUCUCUUGUGAAGAUGAAUCACUUUCAGUUUGGGAUGGUGAUACUGGUUCCUUUAUUAGAAAAGUUGGUUCUCCAAUUGGUUCACCAACUAAGCCAACCGUUUACACUAAACUUUUAUAUUUCAGUGGUUAUGUUUGGGCUUGUACUCAAGGUUCAAUUCAUAUUUAUUGUAUUCAUUCAUUAACUUGUAAAAAGAAAGUUGAAUCAAAAAAUCAUCCAAAUAGUAUUGUAGAUUUAAUUAAAGUUUUCCAACAAACUGUUUGGUCAUGUUGUGGUACAAAUAAUGUUUGUAUUUGGUCUUAA